Messenger RNA from Ceraceosorus guamensis, 408 nucleotides. RefSeq lists its product as hypothetical. NCBI's taxonomy places the organism in Eukaryota, Fungi, Basidiomycota, Exobasidiomycetes, Ceraceosorales, Ceraceosoraceae. Bases 44 to 337 code for a protein of 97 amino acids. The record is from RefSeq and is a predicted model, not a curated record. The transcript has a single exon.
GCCAAUCAGACCCGCCGCUGGUGAGCUUCCAGCCCGGCGCCACAUGACUAGUGACCCUGUAUGUCUUCCAGAAGGCGUGGCGCUUCACGAGCCACAAGAGCAGACUCGAGAAGUGCGUGUAUCGCUGCAUGCCGUUUGUUUCACCCCGCCUGGAUUCACGGUUGGUCCGGCCUCCACAAGCAACCAGUCAAGACUGAAGCACGUACACACAGCGCUCGUCGAAGCUGACGGGCCAAGAAGGAGCAAACAAAAGCAUCAUCACAAGCUGAUGAUUCACGAUUCACCCGAGGCCUCACUUCGUGGACCCACAAUUUGCCGCUGCAACAGUCGUGAAUGAGUCAGUGAAGUCAAGAGUGAGAGUAGUGCGUCUUUCGGCACAGACGCAUGUGUGAGGGAGAUUCUUCUGGG